AUGGCCGAGGCUGACGACAGCCCUCAGCGGCCCGAGUCCAACACGAACAACCAGACCACCCAGUGCCCAACGGCCGAGCGUCCUGUGACAGAAAAGACGGAAGCUACGGUCCAGGAAGAAACCAAGACCCAGGAUGCAGCGGACGGGAAAGCCAGAGACUCUUCCGAAGAUUCGACCAAAGACGAAGAACACAUCGAAUUCGACAAGUGGGUUAAGUCGUUCGCGGUUGACCCCGACUCUGCUUGGAAGCAAAUGCAGGUUAAAUUUGAAGCCUUGAUGGCCACCGACAGUGAUGGUUACAUGACACAAGACAUUCAAGAAGAUGAGGAGGACGCCGAGGUUGCAGAUGAAACUCCCACGGAUUCAAGAGCCACCGAAUGCGAGUCGCCAGACGCCCAACAAGGCAUCCCAGAUCACGAAGAAAACUGCGAGUGCUGCGAAUGCGAGUCGCCAGGUUUGCCAGAAGACUACCCAAAAGACCUCCUUGAGCAAGCGAAGAAACUAUGUCAAGGCGAGUCGUAA
This is a messenger RNA of Fusarium falciforme, 522 nucleotides long. RefSeq lists its product as hypothetical. Lineage: Eukaryota; Fungi; Ascomycota; Sordariomycetes; Hypocreales; Nectriaceae. The record is from RefSeq and is a predicted model, not a curated record. The coding region runs from base 1 to 522 and encodes 173 amino acids. The transcript is spliced from 2 exons.